Molecule: messenger RNA, 2851 nt
Organism: Etheostoma spectabile (orangethroat darter)
Lineage: Eukaryota; Metazoa; Chordata; Actinopteri; Perciformes; Percidae
Product: tumor necrosis factor receptor superfamily member 11B
Exons: 7
Coding region: 66-908 (280 amino acids)
Biological process (GO): regulation of cell population proliferation
Molecular function (GO): signaling receptor activity; protein binding
Source: RefSeq, a predicted model, not a curated record
UCAUUCUCUGUGGUGCUCCACACAGGAAACACUCAGUGGCACUUGUCGGCGCUGAAGUAUUAAACAUGAUUCUGCUGAAACUUAUAUUCACUUUAACGUUUUACGAACUCAUUGUUGAUUUGGAUGCUCAGACUUGUCCAAAAGGUCAAAGAAUUAAAGUUUAUCAUGGAAGAAACGAAAGACAUGGCUGUGAAAUCUGUCCCGAUGAUAAUUAUCAGCCUGAAGAGAAUUAUUCCCAAUACUGCAAACCAUGUACAAGGUGCGAUGACAAAAAGGGAAGUGUUGUUAAAGAGGAGUGCACAAAAGUGACAAACAGAAAAUGCCAGUGCCGUGGAGAAUUUGUUCCCUUAGAGAGUGAUUUUUCCAGUUGCAAAUGCGACAUUGGAUUUGGACUAAACAAUAACGAAUGUUCAAAGUGUGAUGAUGGAUAUUUCAACACACAAAUCAACUCGCCCUGUAAAAAAUGGAGAGAAUGUAAAUCAGGAGUGAAAAUUCCUGGAACCAGAACCUCAAAUGUCAUCUGUAAUUCGGAGUUGAAACCUGAUGAUACUACACUCCCCGCAUCAAAGAAAUUUUUUUCUUUAAUCACACGGUCAACAUCCAAGAAUCCACUUGAGGGGGCCCACACACAGAGGAUGCACAGUACCAUCACCACCGCGGCUGCUUCAGCACACAUAAGACCCUCAAGGGACCCCCCUUCCGACACAGGCAACUACAUUGGUACAGGUAUGACCCUCCUCAUUUUUGGAAUUAUUGGACUGCUUGUUCUGACUGCUGUGACUUGCAAGCUGCACAUUACUCGUCAACCAGCAGUACUACCAAAAAACGACUCAUUGUGUCGGAGGCCAGUUGAGGAAAGCGGCGAUGGAAGUCUGUCUUCUCUCAAACUGUGUCCAGGGGAUCAAUGAGGUGAUGAAGCUGUCAACUAAGACUGUGAAUUUUUACAUUGUCAUAUGCGUAAUUUCUGACUGAUCACUUAUAUUUACUUAUAUUGCUGGUUUUUAAUGAACAAAAACAUCAGAAAAAACUAUUUACUGUAUCUGUAUUGUAGCAGGUGUAUUUACAGUCUGCAAUGUGGUUAAUAAUACAGUUUUUUGUUGUAAAGAAUAUUGGGCAAAUUAUGUAAAAGAUUUGUCUAAAUCAUACCUCACUUUUGGCCAUUUAACUGUAGACCAAUUUAAAGUUAAAUAGUAAAAGGUAGCAGUAAGGAUGUACAAAUAGAUGUUUUGCUUUCUUAAUAAGAUCAUUUUGCUUAACAAGUCCCUUUCUGUGUGACGUAAAUAUUUAAUACUAAUUUGGAUAUGGAAUAUUUUAUAAUAACCUCAGAGAUCAUGCCACUAAAUACGUUAGUAUUUUAUAUUACAGUUACAAUCCUUAAUACUCUUGUUGAACUGCACAUGUACAUAUGAUUUUGUUGUGUGUGUUUGAUGGUGUUAUAUGAUGUGAUUUGGUGACAAGUUUCUGAGAAAUAUACAGUAAAGGUAACAAUCAAUAUUGAACAAUGAACUGUUGGAGAACCUUAGAAAAACAUUUUACCUUCUUCUUGCAGUCUUACUGUCUAUUUUUGGUCAUGCUUUGUUUACUCAAAUCUGUUCCACUGGUAGCAGAUCUGUAAAGCUAAGAACAGUAAAAAAACAUGUUUUCAGUGGUGUGUGGGGUAGGGGGAUUUUCCCUUGUGGCGUUAAAUGUGCUUCUUUUCCCACUGAGAGAUACUUCCUCUCGUAUUUCGUCUCAGCAGUUGGAAAGAUUGAUGUUGUACAUUUCAUGUUCUUGACUUCACUGGAGACUUUCCCCAAAUCAGUACAGUCAAAGGAGUUAUGAAAGCAGGCCCUCAUUAUUUGUAUUCACUUAUGUUUUGCUAAGAUAUCAGAUUAAAAGUAGUGUAGUAGAAUAUGUUUGGAAAAAGCUGCAGUUUGGUUCCACCUCAUUAAUUCCUUUGACAGCGUCCUCUGUUGGAACACUUCAGGAAAAAAAUGAACUUCCUUUUUAGAAACAGUGCUAGAGGAAGUAUUCACUUAAGUACAAGUAUCAAUAAAGCUAUGUAAAAACUAAAGUCCUAAAAAUGCUACUUUAGUAAAAGUACUGAAGAAAAUAUGAAAGGUAAAAGUAGGCCUACUCUGCAGAAAAAUGGAUAGUAUUUCAUGACUUAGUUUGUUUUGAUUUUGAUUGUUAAUACUGCAGCAAUGUGAAGGCAUGAUUUUACUGUUGUUGCUGUUCACGGCGGAGCUUGUUAUAUUGUUUAUAUACAGUCAGCUAGUUUAGUCCAAGGGUUCCCAAUCUAAGGGCCGGGCCCCUCCAAAGGGUCACCAGAUAAAUCUUAAAGGUUGUGAGAUCAUUCUCUAAUCUUUGAUUGAUUUUUGGUGAAAUGUUGAUUUUGAACAGGUGUUUCAAUUAAAUCUGAGAAGUUUAGAGGGGAAAUGUCCCUUUGUUGGAAGUGCUAACAACAGCUUUCAUGUGAGAGGUCACAAAACAAAAAUGUUGAAAAACCUCUGGUUUAAGUUUAUUAUAUGUUUUUUUGUACACAAUCUUAAUCUGAUAAGUGACUUCAGUGUCUGUCAAACAAAAGUUGGAAAAAAGUACAAUGUUGCCAUGUGAAAUGUAGUGUAGAAGGAUAAAGUAUCAUAAAAUGGAAAAAUGUACCUCAGAAUUGUAGCUACUUAAGUAUAGUACUUGAGUACAUGUUCUUCUACUACUACUUCUUCACUGUUUAAACAACAAAGUAGUUGCUAUGUGACUCAGUAAAGCAUGUUUUUUGUUAAACAUUUUGUCUCUAAUAUUUGUUCUCCAUUUGCAGUGUGAUGUCCUGAGAGUGUGUGAAUAAAGAGUUGACUUUUGUAACUAAACUACCAAA